AUGCUCCCCAACUUACUCGCCGCGGCGCUGGCCCUGGCAACAACCACAUCUGCCUCCCCAAUCAGCAGAUCCUCAACCACAAACAAUGCCUGGGACCUAGACUGGAUAUCAACAGACCCCUCCCUCCCAAAAGUAAUCAUCUACAGCGCAGGCGGCACAAGCCUCUCAGCCUCAAACUACAGCCGCCUAGACAACAUAGCCUACGGCUCCGGUCCCCCACCGACGCCCUACGACCUCAUCUCCGACGUCUCCGAGGUUCUCGAGGUCGCGCAGCUCGCCGUUCUCGCUAACGCACAGGUGUGUGCCGAGGGGAGUGAUGUCGCUGGUGCGAUUAUGUUUCAUGGGACGAAUACGCUUGAGGAGACGGCUUUCGGCGUGGAUUUGACGUUUAAUUGCUCCAAGCCGUUCGUUGCUACGGGGUCCAUGAGGCCUGAUACGUACGUUUCUCCUGAUGGGCAUGCGAAUUUCUAUCAGGCUGUUGCGGCGGCUGCGUCGCCUUCUUCGCGUGAUCGAGGGGGUCUCAUCGCCUUCAACGACAGAAUCACGUCAAUCUACUACUCCACCAAGGUCAAUGCAAAUACACCAGACACGUUCAAGGCCCUUGAGCAGGGGAACCUCGGGGCCUUCCUCGCGGGGCAGCCGUAUUGCUUUUUCGACGCGGCGUAUCCGACAGGACGGCCUCAUUUUGAUGUCACGGGCGUGACGGAGUUGCCUUCUGUGAUUAUUGUCUAUGGCCAUCAGGGUUUCGAUGCGUCAUUGAUGUAUGCUGCCGUCGCCAAUGGCGCAAAGGGCCUAGUGAUUCUCGGACCCGGAGCAGCAGCCCCAGGACCAAGUAGGAUUUACUCGAGUUACCUCGGCGGCGAGCAGGCGCGCAUCAUGUUGCAGCUUGCCAUCAAUGCCGGCUACGAUAUUGAUGCGAUCCGGGGGUUGUUUGAGAGUCCUUUGAGGAGGGCUGUUUAUGAGGCACCUGCGAAUCAGAAGUUUUAUUACUCUGGCUGAACGAGAAGGUGCUUGGAUGAAGUACAAGGUAUAUAGUCAAGAGACCUACAUAACAUGGUAAUACAGCAGAGAGGCAGAACAGAAGACCUGAGAAAUGGGUUGACUCGGUGACCUCACAUUACAUUUUAUAUUUUUACAAGAUUACAGCCCAAGUUUGAAGUUCGGGCCAGGACAGGAAAAAACAAAAUACCCCACGUCACAAUCUACCAUUAUAUCACUCUUCACAAUUACCCACCGUCUAUGAUUCUAGUGUCGGAGAACAACUGGGUUGGUGGAAAGCAAGGCGUACUAUGCCAGCUUGGGUCUGUUUGCAGAAGAAUUGGAAGCCGCAUCUAAGCCAAAUGAAAGUAGUCUAGA
Molecule: messenger RNA, 1356 nt
Organism: Colletotrichum phormii
Lineage: Eukaryota; Fungi; Ascomycota; Sordariomycetes; Glomerellales; Glomerellaceae
Product: Asparaginase/glutaminase
Exons: 8
Coding region: 1-999 (332 amino acids)
Source: RefSeq, a predicted model, not a curated record